Messenger RNA from Pararge aegeria (speckled wood butterfly), 3058 nucleotides. It is a transcript of the gene Cip4, whose product is annotated as formin-binding protein 1-like. Bases 159 to 2000 code for a protein of 613 amino acids. Gene Ontology annotation, biological process: signal transduction. NCBI's taxonomy places the organism in Eukaryota, Metazoa, Arthropoda, Insecta, Lepidoptera, Nymphalidae. The transcript is spliced from 15 exons. Gene Ontology annotation, molecular function: protein binding. The record is from RefSeq and is a predicted model, not a curated record.
AGUCAGCCAUGUUUAGUGUUUGAAAUGGAGGUGUCCGCACAUGAAUAGUGAUAAAAAUAAUAGAUUUGUGGAAAUAAUCUCGUUAUUCCAUAGUUAUAAACAGUGCUAGUGAGUUUUCAAUGUAUAUUGUGCAUAGUGAGUGAUAAACAGUAGUGACAAUGAAUUGGGGUACUGAGCUUUGGGAUCAAUAUGAUAACUUAGCCGCCCACACACACAAAGGAAUUGAAUUUUUAGACAAAUAUGGAAACUACGUAAAGGACAGAUGUGCGAUAGAAUUAGAAUAUGCAGGAAAACUCAGGAGACUCGUAAAAAAUUAUCAACCUAAAAGAAAAGAGGAAGAUGAAUACCAAUACACAGCCUGUAAAGCGUUCAGACAACUUCUUCAAGAGUUAGGCGACUUCGCGGGUCAGCGCGAAGUUGUAGCGGAAAACUUACAGUCCAAUGUAGUUCGGGAGUUGCAUCUACUCGCCAAGGAAUUACGCGAGGAGAGGAAGCAACAUUUAAACGAAGGUUCGAAACAAAUGGCGUUGCUCGGAACAGCCGUCGGUUCGCUGGAGAGAGCGCGGAGGUCGUACGAGCGUGCGGCGAGGGAGUCCGAGCGGGCGCUAGACGUGUAUCAGAAGGCAGAAGCUGACUUUAACCUAAGUCGAGCGGAGGUAGAAAAACAGAAAAUGAAUAUGAAACUCAGAAGUCAAGCGUGCGAGGAGGCGAAACAGGAAUAUAUGGACCAGCUCCGGAAAACAAAUGAAGCGCAAAGACAGCAUUACGAGCAACGGCUACCACACGUUUUCAAACAACUUCAGGACUUAGAUGAGAAAAGGAUAAAGAAUAUCAAGAAUUUCAUGUUGAGUUCAGUGGAUGUCGAAAGAAAGGUGUUUCCGAUUAUAAUUCAGUGCCUCGACGGAAUGGAGCACGCAGCCAAAAGUAUUAACGAAAAAGAGGAUACACAGCUAGUAAUAGAAAGGUAUAAGUCGGGUUUCGUACCACCGGAAGAUUUCCGUUUCGAGGCAGCGACCGGUGCGGACGCAACCGACUCUGCGACCACGCACGCAACACACAACCACCUCACGGCGGCGCGGGGCACCGUUUCCGGUAACCGGAUCAAGAAGCGAGGCGGCCUCCUCUCCAUAUUCAGCUCUAAUAAGAUUAUUGAGGCGUGCAACUCGUUUAAGAAUAACAUGUCGAUGGAUGGGAAGGAGGAUUAUUCAGAUUUGCCACCGAACCAGAAGAAAAAGAAACUUCAAGCAAAAGUACACGAGCUGACAAAACAGGUUGGCCAGGAGCAAGCUGCCAUGGAAGGUCUUAUGAAAAUGAAAGGUGUCUACGAGACAAAUCCCACCUUAGGCGAUCCGAUGACUGUAGAAGGUCAACUUAACGAGUGUUGCGAUAAGUUGAAGAAGCUGCGCACACAGUUGCGUAAAUACGAGGAUCUACUGACGGAGGCGAACAAUCAGGUGUGCGCGCCGCCGAUACAUCCCACCGCACGGACUAAUGGCGCCGCGCCUACACAAGCUACUAGUAUUGGAUCAAACAGCGAAUCUCUCUCACGGUCGGCGUCGGAAUCGUCUGUCAGUACCGGAACCGGGUGCAUAGGCACCGGGACCGGCCCGGGCGUCGGUGGCGGCUCCUGUACCGGUGGCCGGGCCGCCGGGGGCUCCCCGGAGUCCGGCUUAGGAGGAGAGCUGGCCGCGGCACAUACAGACCACACAAAUGGUGACCACGACGAGAACGACCACGACCACGACCCUGACCAUGACUUUUACGGAGAUUACUAUUAUGAAGCGGAUCUACAGCCGCUGGGAUACUGCAAGGCGCUUUACGCUUUUGAAGCGAACGGCACGGGCUCAACAAUGCGCAUGGAAUGCGGCGAACAACUUCUGGUACUGGAGACGGACGCAGGCGACGGCUGGACGCGCGUCCGACGCAGCAACACCAGCGAGGAGGGCUUCGUGCCCACCACUUACAUCGUGACCACGCUCUACGCGGACGCACACCACUAGCCGAUGUUUGACCACUCAGGUGUGCUCCGACUGCUGUUUAACUGUGGUGGUUACUUUACGCGUUGAGUGUGAAACAGUUUAGUGCUCGAGGACUAAGCCACUACGGACUUGUGCAAUCAUUUGCGGCGCACGCGCAUAUUGAAUGUUCUUUGUGGCCUAUACAUUGUUAUUUCGGCAGAGGUCAGUGUAAGGAAAUCUUAAAAACCCACAAUAUUCUAUUUCCUUUGCCAUUGAAGAUAAGCUUUACAGAAGGCAGUCGAUAUCGUGCUAUCUCUUUCCCACAAUAUACGGACGUGACACCAAUGUGAAAGAGAUGGCACGACAUCGACCGUCAUUUGUAAGAGUAUUCUUGGUUAUUCUAUGCAUACGAUAGAACAGUGUAGGUUCUAGUUUACAGAUUAUUGUAACAUGAUAUAAUGUUUUAUAUAUAAUAAUGGAACCUAUACUGUCAUAGUAUGUACUGCAAUACUAAAUAGUAUAUUUUAUUCACGAAACCCUACCAGCAACAUAGGGUCGGCAAUUUCGCAACAUCACAGGAGAACAGAUUAGAGUUUGGGAUUUUAUUUUUAUAUAUUUAUUUGCCUUAAUUUACAAAUUGUUUAAACCGUGGUAACCAUUAAUAGGUAAUCAGUAUUUAUGAAAUAGUAUAAAAAUAAUUAAAUUGUAGGUGUAAAAAUGUUUUUCUGAGGGUUAGGAUAGUGAGUUAAUGAAAUGUGGUAUAUACCACUAAGUUAAUGAAAUGUUUGAACUUUAUUUAUUAACUUAAACAAUUGCGGAACACAGGAUCCUGCGUUGUUGUUAAGGAAUGAUGAUUUGUGAAAACGCGUGUGAAACUAAUAAGUAAUGUGGUGUGAGACAUACGGGCGUUGAUUCCAGAGAAAAGAGAGAAUCGUAAAUCUAUCUGUAUUACGUUUUAAAUUGAAAUACAUUUUUACCGAAAAUAAGACUAGCUGUGUAUAUUGUUUUGAAUCUCGAAUAGUAGUUGUACUAGUAAUACUCAGUGGCGUGCAUAGAGGGUACGCACAGGGUAUGCAGAUGAUAUAAAAUGAAAAAAAAUC